This is a messenger RNA of Mycena indigotica, 504 nucleotides long. RefSeq lists its product as uncharacterized. Lineage: Eukaryota; Fungi; Basidiomycota; Agaricomycetes; Agaricales; Mycenaceae. Bases 1 to 504 code for a protein of 167 amino acids. The record is from RefSeq and is a predicted model, not a curated record. The transcript is spliced from 4 exons.
AUGAAACCAAUGGCCACUCCCGGAGAAUCCUCAUCAUCGUUUCCCCCAUGCGAAAGCCUGAGGCAGGCCUCAAGCCCACAGCCAAGUAACGCCUCCAGCCAAACACUCGAAAGCUCGCAGUUGGAACAAGACGAAAUAUAUUAUAUUCCAACGGGUGAUGUCACGAUCUGCCUCGAGGGAGUGGUUUUCAAGGUACACCGGGCAAUCUUCUCUCGCGACCGCGACAGCCACUCGUCCGACACCAACCGCCAGAUUUUCAACGGAUCCGCGGAGGAUUUUCGCGUCUUUUGUUGGGCUAUGUACGCGUUGCCAUACGAAAUCCACCUGCUAUCUCGGCCAGAACACGGCUAUCCCAACAUUCCUCGCCUCCUCAGGCUUGCCGAAGUCGCCAAACGACACCAUCUUCUGCAGCUCCGGGCCUGGGCGCUCGAUAUUGUUUUCGCUCUUUGCCUUUUUCAAGCCGACGACAAAGCGACACCCUGCUGUGCAUCUUGUUUGGAGUAG